Iphiclides podalirius (scarce swallowtail) is the source of this 612-nucleotide messenger RNA. The record is from the annotation of a GenBank genome assembly. Lineage: Eukaryota; Metazoa; Arthropoda; Insecta; Lepidoptera; Papilionidae.
AUGAGAAAGAAAUUUCUUAUAUUGACAUUCGAUUGGCUGUCUUUAGGCGUGAUAUACAAUAGCUUAAGUUACAACACUUCUAAUCUUGGUGUCAACGAUUACGUUGCUUUCUUCAUUGGCGGUGCUGUUGAACUUCCGUCAUAUGUCAUCGCGUGGCGUUGUAUGGAGCGUUUUGGUAGAUGCUUGGUGCUUUGUGUCUUCAUGUGUGUCGGUGGAUUGGCGUGCAUUAGCUGCGUGUUCAUUCCUGAAGAGAUGCCAUGGAUCACAGUCAGCUUGGCGAUGUUGGGUAGACUAUGCGCGGCGGCGGCCUUUGCUGUAUUUUACGUGCUUAUUGGUGAACUGCUGCCAACGGUGAUACGAGCACAAGCUAUGGGCUUGGCUUCAUUCAUUUCAGGCCUUGGGCUUUUAGCUUGCCCCUACAUUGUACAUUUGGCUAUCUACGGUCGUUCACUCCCGCUUAUAGCGAUAGGAGUACUAAGCAUGGUUGCCGGAGCAACGUCACUUUUUCUGCCAGAGACCCUGAACCAACCGCUGCCUCAGACCCUCAGGGACGGCGAGGCGUUCGGAAAGAGCGCCCGGCUGUCCAGUUGUAUGGCGAGAACUGGAGAAAAA